Molecule: messenger RNA, 1453 nt
Organism: Neolamprologus brichardi
Lineage: Eukaryota; Metazoa; Chordata; Actinopteri; Cichliformes; Cichlidae
Product: interleukin-1 beta-like
Biological process (GO): cytokine-mediated signaling pathway; cellular response to lipopolysaccharide; positive regulation of gene expression
Molecular function (GO): cytokine activity
Source: RefSeq, a predicted model, not a curated record
CACAGGACUGUCACUCAACCUGCAGUGCAACAAGUGACACGAAUUACUUAAAACGCUCGCAAAACCUGGACAGAACUUUAAAAAAAACCAAAACAACCCAAUUCAGCAAUUUACUUUGCAACGAUGUGUGAUUUUGAUCUCUCUCAAGCUCUGGACUGCUCACCUGAAGAAGGAAUUGAAUCUGCUUGCUUUGACAUGAAGGAGGUUGAAAGUGAGAUCUUCAGACUUAAUGAGGGUUUGGAGUUGAUGGUUUCCCACAACAGAAGGACCAUGAAGAGUGUGGCUCUUCUAGUGCUGGGGGUAAACAGGAUGAAAAAGCCACUUACUCAAAGUGACAGGAAGCUCAGUGAUGAUGAUGUCAUGAACAUCAUAGACAGUGUAGUGAAAGAAACUGUUUGGACUCCCAGCCAAGGAACAAAACGAAGGGACUUCCUGCGUGCCAACAGUGAGAAAGCAUUGACACUGUGUGACAACUCUCAGAAAGAUCUUGUCCUGUCAGGAGAGUUACAGCUGCAGGCCAUCACUCUGCAAGGGGGAAAUUGCCACCGCAAAGAUAAUAAAGUUGUGCUGUUUCUGGAGCAAUACCAUGAUGACAUUUUAACCGACAGAGACAUGGACCGAUUUCUCUUCUACAGGAAAACCACUGGAAUUUCUCUAACCACUUUUGAGUCUGUCAAGUUCCGCGGCUGGUACAUCAGCACUUCACAACAGGAAAACCAGCCCGUUGAACUGUGUAAGGUGGAUGCUGCCAGCCGCCUUACAAGCUUCAGAGUAAACUAAAAGAUGUUGUAGGACCCACGCAUCUGCAUGAUUUUUGACAUAAUCACUAGAUGAAGCAAUUUUAUAUAGUAAUGCCUGAGUCUGUAGUGGCAGUGUUCUGUACUUAUUGAAGUAGAAAAGCUUAUGAUCCAGUGUAACCUAUCAAAAGCACUAUUACUUUAUAAUACAUUUACUUACAACAUACAAAACAUAGAAACAAACAAACAAACUGGAAAACACAUGCCUUCUUUGUUGGAGAAAAUUAUAACAGGAUAUUCCUUAAAACUACUGAUAUAUUUUCUUUUUUUCUAAAAAGCUAUUAUCUUUAAGUUUAUGCUAUUGCUGUGGCUUUUUAGUGUGAAUGCUUGAAAAGCAUUCACAGUAUUGUUCUUCUAAUCUUUAUUCUAUUUUAUUAUUAUAGAUUCCGUACUUUUUUUGUACUCUAUCUCCUUCAAAACCAUUAAACUUAGAAAAACCAUUCAAACACCGUUAGAUUCCUCGUCUUUUGGACAUGACUGCUUCUAUUUUUCUCAUUUUUAACAUUUAUAUUUUUAAUUUUAUUCAACUUUUUUCAACAAAAAUUUCCCAUGUAUUUCAAUGGGGAGACCCUUUAAAUCCUCAUUCAACUUACUCAUUUUUAAACUCUUACUACUUCCACAUACGUUGACAUAAGAGCCACCAUUCAAACUUUAAA